Messenger RNA from Truncatella angustata, 876 nucleotides. RefSeq names its product SCO1/SenC-domain-containing protein. Gene Ontology annotation, cellular component: mitochondrial inner membrane. The coding region runs from base 1 to 876 and encodes 291 amino acids. Gene Ontology annotation, molecular function: copper chaperone activity; copper ion binding. The transcript has 2 exons. Lineage: Eukaryota; Fungi; Ascomycota; Sordariomycetes; Amphisphaeriales; Sporocadaceae. Gene Ontology annotation, biological process: mitochondrial respiratory chain complex IV assembly; intracellular copper ion homeostasis. The record is from RefSeq and is a predicted model, not a curated record.
AUGGCGCCCUCGUCCGGCGCUCUGCGCUCGCUCUUGCGACCCCAACAGCAGCAGACCCGGCGACAAUGCCAGCGCUUUCUAUUGACCUCCGCCAAUGCCACAACAUCGAGCACCCGCCCCACGGCAUCGUCGCAGCAGCAAUGUCCCCGUCCUCUUCGCACCACACAGCCCUCCUUCGAGCAGCGCCGCUUCAAGUCGCGCUCCGUCGAGGAGCAGAAGAGCAGGUACCGCACCGGCCCCUUCUCCUGGAAGGCAGGUCUGCUGUUCGUGGGCACCAGCGCCGGUCUGGUCUAUUAUUUCGAGUACGAGAAGGAGCGCAUGCAACGGAAGCGCAUCGCCGAGGCCACAAAGGGUGUGGGCACCCCCAAGGUCGGUGGCGAUUUUGACUUGGUCGAUCAGGAUGGGAAGCCCUUCACAAGCGCAGAUUUGAAGGGUAGGUACAGUCUGGUUUACUUCGGUUUCUCCCAUUGUCCUGAUAUCUGCCCGGAAGAGCUCGACAAAAUGGCCCGCAUGUUCGACCUGGUCGAGGCCGAGACCCCCGGUGCUGUCCUCCCAGUUUUCGUCACCUGCGACCCGGCCCGUGACACCCCCAACGUGCUCAAGGAGUACUUGGCAGAGUUUCAUCCCGCCUUCGUCGGUCUGACGGGCACUUACGACCAGAUCAAGGACAUGUGCAAGGCAUACCGAGUCUACUUCAGCACCCCGAGAAACGUGGCCCCUGGUCAGGACUACUUGGUCGAUCACAGUAUUUAUUUCUACUUGAUGGACCCAGAGGGUGACUUCGUUGAAGCACUGGGCAGACAGCACAGCCCAGACGCAGCCGCCAAGAUUAUAUUAGAUCACACCAAGGACUGGAAAGGACCUGUGAGCAGGUAA